GGUCAAGUAGAGUGGGGGAGAAGUGGAUGGAGAUAACAACAGAGGAUAAAUGUUAACUACUGGUAUCACUGUGAGAAUAAAUGACCAAGUGGAUGAGCCAGAGUGAAAUGGAGCCUGACACAGUCUUAAGCUAGCUGCAAGUGACCAGAUCUGAGCAGUAAGUGACCACAGCUGAGCAGGGAGUGACCACAGCUGAGCAGGGAGUGACCACAAUUGAGCAGGGAGUGACCACAGCUGAACAGGGAGUGAUCACAGCUGAGCAGGGAGUGACCACAACUGAGCAGGGAGUGACCACAGCUGAGCAGGGAGUGACCACAACUGAGCAGGGAGUGACCACAGCUGAGCAGGGAGUGACCAUAGCUGAGCAUGGAGUGACCACAACUGAGUAGGGAGUGACCACAGCUGAGCAGGGAGUGACCAUAGUUGAGCAGUGAGUUGGCCACAUCUGGAAUCUCAUACUGGACCAUCAGAAAGGGAUGGUCAACACGUACAACUAGAGAGAACUGACCAUUGGUCACUGAUGGGAUCAAAACUCCCAGAAUAACUUACUAGAUAACCGGCAAUUUACCAGUAAAUAUAUUAUCUUCUUACAUUCACCUUUGAAAUCCUAUGCUGUACCCAAUGAAGACUAUAAACUGGCCUCAAUAAAACUCUAGUGUAUGAAUUACAGUGAGAGAUUAGAGAUAUCAGCAAUGUGAAAACGUCACCUUCUACAACUCUGACUCAAUUUGUGGAAACCUGUUGAAAACUGCCUUCUGACUGGGAAUUGGAAACCCCAUCUACUGAUGCUGAUUAGAGACUACUGGCUACAAUAGAAGCUCUUAUUAUCUGAGUGAAACCAACUAACACAUGUAUUAGUGUAAACUGAAACCAGUGGAAGAAGACUAAUUAUAGUCAUAGAUAGGCCCAUGUGAGACUCUGAAUUGAGUCAGCUACUGUAUAAAGUGUCAGGGACGACACUGCAGUUAAACUUCCAUCUGCAUGCAUUGAGUGAUCUAGAGUGGUCUUCAAGGAUCGUUUCCCAGUGACUUAACAUGAAAUAUAUUGGUAUUUGAUUACUUUUCUCAGCAAAGAACCAGACCUAAUGAAAAUACAUUUUUCAUGUUUCAUCUUUUCUCAACGAGGGAGUGAAGACUAUUUUGCUUUGUAUUGAGGAAAAACUCUUGUCGGCAAGGGUGACAGUAUUUGUCUCAGUAAUUUACUCAGAGAGAGUAUAGGAGAAGCUGCUAGAAAAUCAGUUCAGGAAUCAUCACAAAGAAGUUGAGCAAGCAAGAUGUCUAUAAAUUACAAUGAUAUAGUCAGGCAGGGUUAUGUGAAGAUGAAGAGCAAACAUCUUGGGCGAUGGAUCAAGCGCUGGGUGCGACUUCACAGGAUGUCGAGCAAAGGUCACAAUCAUUUAGAGAAAUAUCUCAACGAGGAUGCAGCAAAAAGUGGCGCACAGCACAAGAUUAUUGACCUUAAAGAUGUCAAGGCAGUAGAGAGGUUGCCACAGGAAGUGAAGAAGCACGGAGUCGAAAUCAAGUUUAACGAUGAAAGUUCCCGCCUCUUCUGUUGUGGAUCAGACCUGGAGGCGACUGAAUGGAUCAAGGCUCUGGAACAGUUAUGUCUGGGUGGGGUACCCAAUAUAAGCCUGGGAGAACCAGAUAUUUUGGAGGCAGGCAUGCACAGAGAAAUGAGCGAGAGAUUCCACGUGUACUUGCUGCCUGCUGCCAACCUUGACAUUUGUGGAGAGUGUCUGCUGCAGGUCACACUGGAGAAGAUAAUAUUAUGGGAUGUAGAGAAUCCAAGAAAAAAGCUCGUAGAAUGGCCUGUCAGUGCCCUGAGGAGAUAUGGAGGAGACUCGUCUAAGUUUACCUUUGAGGCUGGAAGGCACUGUAAGACGGGGGAAGGGGUGUAUGUGGUGAACACGGUUUCGGGGGAGGAGAUUUACACCAGAGUGAACGAGGUCGCUAGGGCUAUCGCACUGUCAGCAAGGCAUAGGCACACGGCACCACUACUUCCUCUGGACCGAGAGCCAGUGGUUCAUGAUGCUCGUUUUGGUAUGCCAAGAUCUCACUCUCUGCCCCCACCCCCACACCCCUCAGACCACAACCCUACAGGACUUUCUGGCUACAUACACCCUCCAGGUCCUUCAAACACACUGCCAGCACAAGAUAGGCGGCAGCACAGUCCAGCUGACAUGGUGUCUCCUCUUGGACGUCCUUAUCUUUGCAUGAGACCAUUGCCGAAGACUCCGGGAGACUUGACAAAAACUCCAGAAGAAGAUGAAAACAUUGGUGCAGCAGCAGCAUCAGUAAUGGCCCCUCCACCCCUUCCAGAAUAUAUGAACAUACAGCGUACCCCAGUCUCUGAUGACGAUGAUGAUGACUAUGUGCCCUAUGAACAGAGGGGACUUAAUCCUGAUUUUAGACACUUCCUUUCCCAGAGACAGAGCUAUGUGAAUGAUAAUCAAAAUGGCCACCAAAUCAAAGAGGACAUACAAGAGGAACAGUUAUGAUUGGUGGAAAGUUGAAUUAUAAUGGCAGCCAAAUAAAAGAGGACAUGCAGGAGGAACAAUUAUGACUGGUGGAUAGUUGAAUUAAAAUGGUGGCCAAAUAUAAGCGGAACAGAGAGUUGAAAAGUAUAACUAAAAAACAUAAAGAGUAUUUGACCUCUCUAUGCCAAUUAUAGAUUUUCCUGGAAUUUCAGUUUUUUCCUUUCAUCACUUAGGAACACAGUAUAUAAAACUGUUGACAAAAUGAUGCUCUCUACACCAGAUUUGAGUUCCAUGUUGACUUAUUUUUGGGUCACUGAUUGCUCAUGGAGCUAAUUAUAGUUGAAAGAUAGAAAAGCUGAGGGGUAUUUUACACUCCUUUAGAAAAAAGGACUUAGUUGACUAAGAAUUCUAGCAGGAAGUUGCUUCUUGGAUUGAGGCUUGUAACCCAAAAGAAUUCUGGGGUCUGUUGUGCUGUAUUGAUAAAUCACUUUUAGAAAGGUGUCUUCCUGAAUUCUUACCAUAAAUAUCUUGUGAUUUUAUUAACAGUUUAGAAUGUGCCCCUGGAUCAGUUUCACAAGAGACCUUUAGAGCAAAUGUUGGUCUCCACAUAAAAAACAAUGUAUUAGAUGCAGG
This is a messenger RNA of Lingula anatina, 3109 nucleotides long. RefSeq names its product docking protein 5-like. Gene Ontology annotation, cellular component: cytoplasm. Gene Ontology annotation, biological process: cell surface receptor protein tyrosine kinase signaling pathway. NCBI's taxonomy places the organism in Eukaryota, Metazoa, Brachiopoda, Lingulata, Lingulida, Lingulidae. The record is from RefSeq and is a predicted model, not a curated record.